This is a messenger RNA of Prorocentrum cordatum, 4113 nucleotides long. The record is from the annotation of a GenBank genome assembly. NCBI's taxonomy places the organism in Eukaryota, Dinophyceae, Prorocentrales, Prorocentraceae.
UCCUCGCUGGCGCCCGCUGCGGCUGGAGGGCCGGAGCUCGCCGCGGAGGGGGAGGUGCAGCUGCUCGACUGGCUGGACGGGAAGGACGCCCAGCAGGAGGGAGAGGUGCAGCUGCUGCUGCGCUGGCUGGAGGCGGUUGGUGCAGCCCCCCGCGUCACGGCUCGCAGCCUGGCCGACCAGGGCUUCAUCUGCCAGGUUUUGCGCGACCUGUGCCCGACCACACACGCGGAGCAGGAGCUCGCCCUGGGCGCCGAGGCGCCCGCGGCCGACGUCGCCGCCGCCUGCCUGAGCGCCACGUUCGCGGCAGUGCACGACGCCGUGAAGGUCGACCCGGCGGGCAUGAUCUUGCGGGCCGUGCGCGCGGGCGGCAACGACCUCGAGCCGCUGGCUGACGUCGUGCGGCUGUGGCGGCACGUCCUGACGUACGCCGUGUGCUGCCAGGCGCGGGAGCGCCACGUGCUGAUCAUCCAGGGUAUGCCGCAGGACGCGCAGCACAGGCUCAUGGAGAUCAUCACCGGGGUCGAGCAGCGGCUGGGCGGCACGCAGCCGGGUCGCAGCAGGCGCCCCUCCUCGGCCGCCUCCCUGGCCUGCAGCAGGCGGCCCUCCUCGGCCGCCUCCCUGGCGUGCCCCGAGCAGGCGGACCCGCAGUCGCCGGAGAUGGCGGGGCAGGGCGAGGAGUGCCGGAACCGGCUCGCACAGGCGCUGCCGGGCGAGGAGGACGAGUCUCGCUCGCGCUCGAUCGUCGAGGCGCUGCUGCGCGAGAACGAGAGGCUCCGCGCGGCCAACUGCGAGCUGGGGGGGCAGGCAAGGAAGAGCAGGAACGCACUCAGGAUGAGCAGCGCCACGAUCGACAGCGAGAUCGAGUCCUACUACCUUGAUUGGCAGUUGGAGAAUCAGCUCCGCGAGAAGGAAGCCCAGGUCCAACUGCUCAAGCAGCAGAUCGAGCGCGGGCGCUGCAUGGUGGAGAACGCGGAGCAAUUGCAGGACGAGCUUGUGCUGGCGCGGUCCCGGGAGGCGGAGCACAAGGCAACGCAGCAGCGCCUCGAGUGGUGCAACCUUCGCCUGGAGCAAGUUGGAGGCAUGAAGCAGGAGCUCCUGGCGUGCAUCGACGCGAAGGAGGAGCUGAGUAGGGAGAACGACACACUUCGGAUGCAGGUGACGCAGCUGAAGCAGAACGGGCAGAUGCUCGAGACCUUCAAGGGCAGGGUCAUGGACCUGGAGCUCCUCAACAAGGACUGCCAGACCCGGCUGCGCGAGGCGGGUGCGCGUGCCGACUGCGCCGAGAGCGAGAGGCAGCGCCUGGCGGGCGAGAAGACCCUGCUGGAGGAGCAGCUGCUGCAGACCCAGAUGGAUCUCAACGCCCUCAAGGAGGGGGCUCCCAGCUCGGCGGAGUCUGGCGGCGUGGUCGAGCCGUUCACCCAGAAGCUGCGCGAUAAGAUGCGUGCGCUCGAGAGCCAGAACGCCUGCCUCCAGGAGCAGCUGACGCUGGAGGGCUCCCAGAAGGUCGCCGAGCUCCAGGUGGACGCGGAGUGCGCGCGAGGCCUCAGGGACCAGUUCGAGCGGCAGUUCCUGGACGCCUCCGCCCAGCUGCGCGAGAAGGAGGAGCAGGUUCAACUGCUCAAGCAGGAUAUCGAACACGGCCGCUGUAUGGUGGAACACGCGAAGCAGUUGCAGGACGAGCUCGUGAUGGCGCGGUCCAGCGAGGCGGAACACAAGGCAACGUGCAAGCUUCACCUGAAGCAGGCAGAGGGCAUGAAGCAGGAGCUCCAGGCGUGCAUCGACGCGAAGGAGGAGCUGAGUAGGGAGAACGACACACUUCGGAUGCAGGUGACGCAGCUGAAGCAGAACGGGCAGAUGCUCGAGACCUUCAAGGGCAGGGUCAUGGACCUGGAGCUCCUCAACAAGGACUGCCAGACCCGGCUGCGCGAGGCGGGUGCGCGUGCCGACUGCGCCGAGAGCGAGAGGCAGCGCCUGGCGGGCGAGAAGACCCUGCUGGAGGAGCAGCUGCUGCAGACCCAGAUGGAUCUCAACGCCCUCAAGGAGGGGGCUCCCAGCUCGGCGGAGUCUGGCGGCGUGGUCGAGCCGUUCACCCAGAAGCUGCGCGAUAAGAUGCGUGCGCUCGAGAGCCAGAACGCCUGCCUGCAGGAGCAGCUGACGCUGGAGGGCUCCCAGAAGGUCGCCGAGCUCCAGGUGGACGCGGAGUGCGCGCGAGGCCUCAGGGACCAGUUCGAGCGGCAGUUCCUGGACGCCUCCGCCCAGCUGCGCGAGAAGGAGGAGCAGGUUCAACUGCUCAAGCAGGAUAUCGAACACGGCCGCUGUAUGGUGGAAAACGCGAAGCAGUUGCAGGACGAGCUCGUGAUGGCGCGGUCCAGCGAGGCGGAACACAAGGCAACGUGCAAGCUUCAUCUGAAGCAGGCAGAGGGCAUGAAGCAGGAGCUCCAGGCGUGCAUCGACGCGAAGGAGGAGCUGAGUAGGGAGAACGACACACUUCGGAUGCAGGUGACGCAGCUGAAGCAGAACGGGCAGAUGCUCGAGACCUUCAAGGGCAGGGUCAUGGACCUGGAGCUCCUCAACAAGGACUGCCAGACCCGGCUGCGCGAGGCGGGUGCGCGUGCCGACUGCGCCGAGAGCGAGAGGCAGCGCCUGGCGGGCGAGAAGACCCUGCUGGAGGAGCAGCUGCUGCAGACCCAGAUGGAUCUCAACGCCCUCAAGGAGGGGGCUCCCAGCUCGGCGGAGUCUGGCGGCGUGGUCGAGCCGUUCACCCAGAAGCUGCGCGAUAAGAUGCGUGCGCUCGAGAGCCAGAACGCCUGCCUCCAGGAGCAGCUGACGCUGGAGGGCUCCCAGAAGGUCGCCGAGCUCCAGGUGGACGCGGAGUGCGCGCGAGGCCUCAGGGACCAGUUCGAGCGGCAGUUCCUGGACGCCUCCGCCCAGCUGCGGGACGAGAGGCAGAGGGUGGAGGCGCUCCUGGCGCAGGGGGCUGAGCUCCGGGAGCAGCUGCGGUCUGCGGAGGGACGCGCCGAAGAGGCGGAUAGGCGGGCGGGCUCCACAGAGCAGGAGCUGGUAGCUGUGCGCCAGCGGUGUACCACUCAGGAGGAGGCGGUCCUCCUGGUGCGGGCCCGGAGCGCGGCCCUGGAGGCGGAGCUGGGGGAGGCGAGGGCCGCACGGAGGGCAGCGCGCGAGCGGGAGGAGGGCGAGCUCGAGGAGAGCCCGCGUCCGGGCAGGGAGGGCCCGGUGCACUCCAGCGGGCCUGUCGAGCGCGAGGCCGCGGACCUCGAGGCGGCGCAGGGCCGCGCGCGCUGGCUGGAGGCCGAGGCGGGCGACCUGCGCAAGGGGCUGGCGCAAGCCAGGGAGGCGGCCGAGGAGGCCCGCCAGGACCUCGAGGUGCAGAAGGGGCAGCUGGAGGAGGAGCUCCAGCGGCAGCGGGAGACCGAAGGCGGAGGGCUGGCAGGGGCAGGCCGUGGAGCUGCGCGGGGAGCGGGACGCGCUCGCGGCGCGGGCGGAGGAGGCCGAGGCGCUGGCGGCCCAGCAGGCCGCCGAGCGCGCGGCCGCCCAGAGCGGCUGGGAGCGGGCGCCGGCCCCUGGCAGCCACACGCGCCUCGCGGAGCGCGAGGAGGCCUCUGCGCGUGCGCUGUGCGACCUCCUGGGCCGCAUGGAGGGCCUCCGCGACAGCCUCGGGGAGGAGGAGAAGCUCAGCCUCUCCCUCGGCGAGCAGCUGCGCGCCGCGGAGGGGUGGGGCAGCCGCCUGGAGGAGAUGCUGCGGCGCGUCGCGCCCUUGGCGCUGGCGCGCCUGGAGCGCGACCGGGGCGCCAGCGGAGCGUCCGCGCAGCCCGGGUACGAGGUGGCGCGGCUGCAGGCGGAGAGCUGCCAGCUCCGCGAGGCGCUCAAAGAGCAGCGACUGCGCGGCGCCGAGGAGGCGAUGCGCUCGGCGCGGGCGAGCGCGACCGUGGCGUGCGCAGAUGCGGCGGCAGCGCUCGCGCCAACGCCAACGCCCGGCCCCGCAGCACCGCUGCGGGAGCCGUCGUGUACCUUCACCUCGUCGAGAUUGUCGAUGCGCUCCGUGUCGUCCAUGAACUCGUCGGUGGCGGCUGGUGGAGGUAUCGAUGUGGCCACUAA